AUGGUAGAGUAUUUCACGCAGCGUGGAUACCGAUGUUACGCACUCACUCCUCGGUGGGGCUGCGAUGCCGCCGUUGCCCAAAAAAGCACUGUCUUUGACAGCCGUCUUGACGUUGCUGCUGCGAUAGCAUAUAUCUGUGAGCAAGAGCAAGAGAAGCCCAAGAAGCCCUAUGUGAUAGCUCAUUGCCAAGGCUCGGUGGCUCUCUGCGCAGAACUACUGGAUGGUACUAUCCAGGGUAGCCAACUUCUCGGUAUUACCGCCAACUCAGUCUUCAUGAACCAUGUCUUUGGAUAUUGGAACUCCCUCAAAGGAAGAACGACCCUACUGAUCCAGUUUUACAAAUUCAUGGCUGGGAAUUACUUCUCAAUUGUCAGCAAUGCUAAGAGUGAUCUUUUCCAACAAUUACUCGAUACUCUCCUUCGUUUCUAUCCUGUUGGGCACACGCGAGACGUCUGCACGUCUACAGCGUGCCACCGGUUAUCGUUCGGUUUUGGGUUGCUAUGGAACCACGAGAACCUUGACAAGGGUCUUCAUGACAAUUUCCACCAAGCUCUCGCGGGGGUCCAUACAAGGUUGAUGAAGCAAGUGGUUCGCAGCGGAACUCGGGGAUCCUGCAUGGAUAAUGAUUCACGCCCUCUUUUGACGGCUGAGAAUUUACAACGGCUGCAACGGUUACCGAUUCUAUUUGUCUCGGGUACGGAUAACCAAGUAUUCAAUCCUGAGACUACCCUCAAGGACUAUGAGUUGUCGCGACGAAAGUUUGGCGAGAAAAUUUGUCGCAGAUUUCUAGUCAAAGGGUACGGGCAUAUUGAUCCUAUUGUGAAGAAAAAUGCGGCUGAUGAUGUGUAUUGGAGAAUCUUUGGACAUUUGUACUGGUGCACCAAAGAGAUGGAAAAUAUGAAUGUGAUGACCAAUGGAAUAUGA
Penicillium concentricum is the source of this 924-nucleotide messenger RNA. RefSeq lists its product as uncharacterized. The record is from RefSeq and is a predicted model, not a curated record. The transcript has a single exon. The coding region runs from base 1 to 924 and encodes 307 amino acids. NCBI's taxonomy places the organism in Eukaryota, Fungi, Ascomycota, Eurotiomycetes, Eurotiales, Aspergillaceae.